This is a messenger RNA of Dunckerocampus dactyliophorus (ringed pipefish), 8768 nucleotides long. RefSeq names its product endoglin (gene eng). NCBI's taxonomy places the organism in Eukaryota, Metazoa, Chordata, Actinopteri, Syngnathiformes, Syngnathidae. The record is from RefSeq and is a predicted model, not a curated record. The coding region runs from base 237 to 1778 and encodes 513 amino acids. The transcript is spliced from 13 exons.
UGGGGGGGGGGGCGUAGUUACGUCCAAGUGCACCGCCCAGACGCCGAGCGUCCAAAGUUGGGAGAAGUCCUCCUCUGUCGCACCGCUGAAUGAAGCCGCAUCCUCGCCCGUGUGUGGACUAAACCUUCUCGCGCCCUUUUACUUAACAACUUGUUUUUUAAAGACUUUUUCACACUCUCAGAUUGGAAUUACUCUCUAGUAGACAUCACUCCAGCAUCCAAACCCGAAAGUUCAUCAUGGAGUCGUCAGCUCUUCUUCUUUGCCUGGCUUUUGUCAUCGUCUCUGCUUCGAGCCCGACAUGUGAUCCCGUGAAUCUUAGCGACAAUUCCUGGGUCUACGUGAGGGAGAUGCAAAUGGGCUGUUGGACCAGUUUCAUUGGACAAGACAAGGCCGAGGUCCACAUCCUGAACCUGAACUUUGCUGCCACGGAGGGGAAGAUUUUCUCUCUGGAGGUGGCCGACGCUAGGCCGAUGAACCUGAUCAUCACGUCGCGAGAGACAGCCUACGGUCUCAUCAAUGAGACCAAUGCUGACGUCAAUAUUUACAAAAGCAACGCCUCCACAGUCGUCCUGUACACCAACGGACAUCUCGUGAACAUCCACGCUGUCGACUUCCCUGGCCAGGACGAGGAGCUGGUCAAGUGGGCAACCAGGAAGUUCGGAGGUGUGACUUCCUUCACCACCGUUGCCAAUCUUAAAGGGUUGCAUUUCAAAGCAACAGAAGGAACAAAAGCAGGCCCUCAAGAUUGCAUACUCAAAAAUGAAGAUCCUUCAGAAAAGCACUUCAUGAAGAUUGAAACGGCGGCCUUGACGUCCUCGUUCAAGUCUUGCUUUCCGCAGCAACGCGCUGAUGAUUCCGAGCUUCACAUCAUAAACAUCCCAGAGGACGCCAACAUUCGCAACGUCUCAGUUCGCGUGGACACAAAGAAGACCAGUGUGUUCCUGAGGGGUCCACAGGGCACCACAUGGACGUUCCUCACUCUACAGCACACAAAGUUUUGUAGUAACAAUGAGAUCCUACUGCCUGCCAUCGCCCACAGAAUCCAGCCCGUAUUUACGCUGAGCAGUGACAAAGCCGAGGACGUGCAAAGGAAGGCUUUGGAUUUCUUCAAAGUGGCAACGUUCACCAGUUACACCGAAAUCAGAUCGGAAGAAUCAACGUUAUUACUGGUUCUUGGUCAGGAAAGCUCAGCAGUGACGCCCACAAUAGCAGAGCCCACCUUGUCCUCUACCACGGUGCCGCCUGAUCAGAUGCCUUUGUUGAUGCAGCUGUAUACGUCCCCGGAUUACCGCUCACCCCUGGACCCCAACGCCAAGGUGCAGAGCGACAAGAAAAUCUACGCUGAGAUUUCUGGCAACACUCUGGGUGCCAUGGUUCUGACCAUUCAGGUGAUCAGCUGUUUCGUGCGCUCUAAGGGCUCCUGCCCGGUGGUGAAGGAGCUUCCCUUCAUUCCCGAGUUCUGCUCCUUGAAUUCGUGUCCCAGCAGCACACGACUCAGCUUCUCCUUGGGUCAGCUCCAUGAGCUGACCACCACCUGGGACGUGGAAUGUUCCGUCAAACUUUGCUACAGCAAGAAAUGUGUCGACGGGGGAAGAGUGAAGAGGAACCUGGAGGUUACCCCGCCUUGUCAGCAAACACUGAACCCUCCCUGCUUUGAUUUCGGCCUCCCCGGGGUCCUGGGCAUCGCAUUCGGAGGCUUCCUGAUAGGAGUGUUACUUAUUGGAGCAUUGUGGUUCAUCAAAAUUAAAACAGAAGCCUGCAGUCAAGGUGAACAAUGAAUUAUGGAGAACCAUUGUCAUCAUCUUCUUCUUAUAGGACUGUUGUCAUUUGGCCUUGCACACGACGCACUGUAUGUACCCUACACUGGGUGUGUGUGGGUGUGUGUGGGUGUGUGUUCUGUAUUUCUAUUGAGGUGUAUUGUGCGUUUUUGUUAUACACAGCUGGAGGGUAUAACAACGUGAGGUAUGAAGAGGUAAGAGAGAGCAGCCGGAUUUCAAUGGAGAUUUUUCUAUUCGGACACAAAGCAGGUGACACAAUGCGGUAGCACACAAAAUGGAGGCGCGAGGCAAGGUGUCGUACAGUAUAGAAGGACAGGUUCAGCCAUGGGAGAAAAUGAGGACCCCCAAUAAAUAGUAAUAGUCUAUAGUUGAUCUUCUUACAAAGUAUAUCAACAGAUAAAGGCGAUGCGAUUGUGCCACGUUUGCGAAACACCCAUUUGACGAAAAAUAUUUAAAAAGCUGCAAAUUCCUAUUGAGGAAAAACAUAGGACAUGCCCCCCCCCCCUUUUUUGGACCCAUUUACCAGCUUUAUUUAUUUGAUUAUUUACCUGAAACAAAUUUUUAGCAUUUCAAUAAUUUUCAGUGUCAUUUUUAAAAGAAAUUCCUUCAAUUGGACUUUUCAAAUAACGCACAAAAUUGCACUGCAGUUAAAAAAGUUGCUGCACAGUAAAAUGAGUGACUAUAAUUCCAUUUGGAUGGAAGUAAAUAGACGGAUUAUAACAGAAGAUGGAAUGAAUGGAUUCGUUUAUUUCUCACAUGCUUAACGGUGUUCCAUUGAAGUACACCACAUGCUUACACUUGCACAAAUCAAGAUGUCCAAAAAGGAGCAGGAAGAAGCAGAGCUUAUUAUGGACAUUGGACUACACUGACCGACCACCAAAUGCUGCUGUUUCUUGUGUGGCAAGUAGAAGACCACAAUGCACCUCGUUAUAGGCUUUCAUUCUUUCCUGCCAUGAAAUAAUGACACUGUGUGCAGUGGAGGGCAGAUGAUAACCUGUUGUCGUUGCCACGGCGACACAAAGACACCCAUACCUGAUAAGCUAAGUAGAAAAUAAUAGCAGGAGAAAAAGAACAGUGCAUAAAUUACAUCAAUAAAAUAAUAAAUCGAUAUAAUAUAAACCAGAACAAAAAUAUACAUGUAAAAAUAUAAUAAAAAUAUGAAGUAAACACAAUAAAAUAAUGAAAAUAAAAAUAAUUCUAUAUAAUAUAAACUAAGACAAGACAAAUAAAUAAUAACACAUCAUAAAUUCAAAUUGAUAAAACAGGUAAAUAGGUAAAUAAAUUAUAAUUAAAUAUAUAUAUAUAUAUAUAUAUAUAUAUAUAUAUAUAUAUGAAAUAGUGUAUAAAACAGCAAAAAAUAAUAAAAAAGGCUAAAAAUGAUGAAAAUAACAUGAACAAAAAAGGUAUGCAAGAACAUAAAUCUAAGCAGAUAAUAAUAAUUACUGUAUAUAAUAGCAAUAAAUACAUAAAUAAAAAAACUAUAACACAUAAAUAUAAAAUAAAUUGUAAAAUUGUAUGUAAAUAAGUCCAAGUCGAAAAAUUAAUAGUUACAAACAGCACAAAAUGAACAGAUAAAAUAUAAAAUACAUCAAAAUAUUAAAAAAAAAUAAAUAAAUAAUUUAUUUCUUGAACAUGCACAGCUGUUUACAUAAUAGUACAUCACAUAUUUACACUUGCACGAUUCAACAUGUCCAAAAAGCGGUAGAAAGAAGAAGAUCUUAUUUAAUCCUACGCCUUCUCCCCUUUUCAGUGAAUAGUUUGUUCACAGUCUGUGUUUAACAUUUUUAAAGUGAAUGAAAAGGACAAAAAAAACCUGUUAUUUACGGUUGUUUGCGUUGUUCACUGGUAGAAAUGGUUUGAUGAGUAAUUGGUAAUUAGUUAAUAAUGAUACAAAUAAUAAAGAUGAGAAAGUAGAAAACUGCUAAUAAGUAAUAGGAAAUACAUAGAAUAAUAUAGAGAAAAUAAUACCAAUAACAGUGCUUGCGGCAAAAUGACAUUUGUACCUGGCAGUCUUUAGUUAAAAGUGAAUUCACAAGUUUCAGUUUCGACCCAAAUCUUUAUUAUUGUUCCCUUAUGUCUGUUAGUUUGAUUGCAAUGAGCUUAAAAGUCAAUUUAACUGAUACGCCUCUUCUCUGUGAAGGCAGAUAUGUAAAUAAGUGUGGACAAAACACACACACACACACACACACACACACACACAUACACACAAAUGUAAAUGAAGAAAGCAGUAAGUGCAGCUUGAGAUAAACCACCGACUGGCUGUAAAGACGUGCGCGGAAUGCCGAGGCCGCCGAGCCGCCUUGUAAACAAAGCUGCCGCUAUUUAGCUGCAGUUGGCUUAAUGAAAACGAAUGAGGGGUGGGCUUUGUGUGCGCAGGGAGGAGGUGGUGCUGGUGGUGUAGAUUGGUCAUGGCGGAUGGAGGCGAGCUGGACUCACAGAUAAAAGUGCUAGUGGCCAAUCGGACAAUUACAAAUGAAAGCGUCCCCCACCAAAAGCAGAAAAGAUAAUGCGUGUUGAAAUGGACGCUGGUGUGACCGCAAAGAGACAGAGAUGAAGGAGAUGUGCAUGUGUCGCGCACUUGACAGCUUCCUCUUGCGAAAUCAUGCAGAUCAGCUGACGCAAACAACAUAACUGUGUGUGACUGUCACAUUUCCCUGCAUUAAAGCCGUCAAAUUCUUCAAAGUAUGCAAAUAUUUCAUUUAGGAAUGAAGUUACUAGCGAGAUUGGUGUUUUUGUUUGUUUGUCCAACCACUUUGUGGCUACAACGGUGUGCACUCUGACACGAAAGAGGCAGUAGAUGGCAAUACAGUUGUAUUGCCAUCCCUCGCCACUCGAGUUUUGCAGCUUCCCGGCGUUUCAAAACUAGAUUAAUUCAUAAAUCAAGCUGUUUCGUGGUUGAAUGCAUUCUACUAAUAGUCAAAAGUAUGCAUAUUUAGCCAAAUUUGAUGUAUUUUUUGCCUUUUUUGGCAUUUUCAAGCAUUGAAAAGGCUAAAUGAACUAAAACACAAAUAGAAGGCAUUCAGAAGACGCAAAGACGUUGUGUAGUAUUCUACACUGGUCACUAGGUGUCUCUAAUGUCACUGUAAUGUUCGGUGAGACACGCAACCACCAGACUUGAUCGCCAAAACAACAGGCUUUUAUUGCAGGCACAGGCUCAAUAAUCCCGAACACUUUUUAUCUGUUUUGAUGUUUUUUAAGAUGGAAGAACAGUUCACAAAAGUGACAAAAAUAGAAAGUAAAUUCCUGCAAGAAAAGCGACAAAGAUCAUGACAUUGACCACAUUGUAGAGGUGAGAGGUAGUUCAUGCAACAGUGUGCGCUCCGGUUUACGGUCACGCUUAAACACAAAAGUUACAUGAAAAAUUGUGAAGUGGGCUGUUUGUUCGUAGUGUUCGCAUUAGUAGGUAAUUAUGGCAAAUAAACCAAGAAUGACAUAAAAAUGACAUAAAACGUUAGGACUCAACAGGUGCAUUCUAAGGCUGGAAGAAACGUUUUAUCAUGACUGAAAUUUUGCCACCAAAAGUGAAAACAUCAUCAAUCUGUGUUUUUGUCGCGAUGUUAGCGCACUACUUUCUGGUUGAUGGAGAAUGACCUGAGACGAGCUGGACUGUACCAUUUGCAUUCCGGAACGGAGGGGUACAUUUCCAUCGAAACUGAAAACGACAAAAAAGGGAAAUUCCACCGACAAAAGUGGAAAAACAAUUGUGAAAUCCUGACGUUGGUUAGCUGGCUACUUCCUGGUUCAUAGAAAAUGAUGUAAGACUUUAUGAGUUGACAGCAUUUGCAUUCUGGACUAAAACGACAACAACAGAAAAUAAAUUCAGCAAAGAAAAGCGAUGUUCGGAAUUGAUGGGCGGGGCUCUAACAUUUGCAUUGUGGGAUGGGGGAACACUUGACUGAAAAGUUAGUUAGAUGGCUACUUCCUGGUUUAAGGAACAUGGCGUAAGACGUGCUACCAUUUGAAUUCCGGAAUGGGGGGUACAAAAAACGUGGAGACGACAAAAAGUUUCAUGAAAAUAGUAGCGUAGCUAUUUGCAUAGACGGCUAACUAACCAGCAAACAGCGAUCAAAACAAAAUUUUGUUCCUUUGAUUGAUUUAUUUUUUACAUUUUAUUACUAACAGUGGUUAACUUCUUUCUACUCUUGUAUGACAAUUUGAUCAUUAAAGACGAUGAGCGUUUGCUUAUCCAAUUUUUAGCCAGCAAGCUACUUUGUGGUUCAUGUAAAAUGACAUAAGAUGGUUGGAAAAAAGUAGUCGGGACCCUACCAUUAGCAUCCUGAGGCCGGCUCUUUUGCGACAACAGAAACAGGAACAGAAAAUAUGCUGACAUAAAAAAAGCAGUGGCAUUCGUUUGCUAGUUACCGUAUCUGCCUACUUUCUGGUUCAUGAGGAUGACAAAAAAUGUCAUCAACAUCGUUUUUCAAUGUCGUGUUUUUUGCACGUUCCGAUUCCUAGUGGUUAACUUCUUUUUACACUUGUAUGACAGCUGGAGAUGCUAUCAGUCAGCCAACAGUGGUGAUUCCAAUCAGACUAUAGGUUUCAGCUUCCAAUCACCAAAAACAACAAGACCGUAGAGGUUAUCAUGUGACGUUGCCCAAACAAGAACCAUGCAGAAAAGUAUUGACUUUGUGUCAGUCGACCCACUUGGCCUUUUAUUUUGGCGGGAAUGGCCUGUCACCGACGUGGCGGGAGACGGAAGCGAGGAGAUUUCUCUGAGGGAAGAUGGCAAGCAAAAGGUCACGAUGAAUAAAAGCCUUUUAAUCCCGCCACCUUGGGUCCCGUGCCCGGGGAAUAUCAAAGUCAUCCCAAUCUGUAAGGGGCGGAGGACGUUGUUUGCCCGCUGCUGCUGCCGCCGCUGCUUUUUUCCCCGCGUAGGCUUAAAUAUCCUGAAAGUGGCGAGCUUGUGGAAAGGUUAGAAGCAGCACGACUGUCUGUGCACCGUUGUAUGGAGAUAAAAGAUGAAUUAUGGCCGCUGGAAGCUUAAAGCUUAGCGAUGUUAGCGUUCCCAAACAGAAAGCAAAGAUAUUAUGUUGUUGGUUAUCAACAACUCAGCAAACACCAGACAUACUUUGUAGCUUUUUUUGGCAGAAUUGCUAAAAUGAUACUGUGUGCUCAUUUUGCGCCUUUGCUAAGCUUUAAUUAUAACACCUUGCAGACCUUGGUUUAUUUGUUAUUGGCAAUCCAUGAUCAAAGAGCUUUCUAGCUAUUCCACCCUCUUGCGCCAUGGUUGCUUUUAAAAGCUCUGGUAUUUGCCCAAACUAACACCCCCAAAGUCAACAAUUGUGGGGAGAAAAAGCUAUUACCUUUUAAAAGUGUCACAGUGGAACAAGCCAAGGAGAUGAGGUGUCGUGCAGAAUAGUAAACAUGCUUUUUUUAGUCCGCAGUUUGUACAAGGAAAAUUCACCUAAUUUGGAAAGUAUUCCGUUCUCACUGCGAGGCAGUACAAUCAUUUGUAGCACCCGAUUCUACAGUAAAAGCUAAUGCUUCUUCUUCCCGGUCUUGGGAUCGCAUUGCUGUCGGAGAAGUAGUCAAUGGUUACACAAUAUAAAAGGUUCUCAAAUUGUAUUAAAAAAAAUAGGAGCAAUAUAUUUGGUAACAGCGUUGGAUUCCAUCAUCAUUGAGGAAGAUCGACGAAGAUCCCAGAAUGAAGGUACACAGAGUCUAUAAAGCGGUUGCCCCGCCCCUGUAAGGAAGUGAAAGUUACGUUUGUGUAGAAGUGAGAGUUAAGCCUGUAUGAGUGAGAACUUGAUCGGUCGUCUGUACGUGUUGCACAACUAUGAUUGUGCUAUGUGAGUGUCAUGGAGGGGGAGCGUGUGUAUUGUGAAGGCCUCAAUGGGAAGCAAUUAGACUGAUGAUGCAUUGAACUAUUAGACUCAAUCAUAAUUACAAUAAUAAUUCCUAAACAGAAUUGAUAAUACCCAGAAUCAUAAAGACAAUCAUAGAGACACCUGUAAUCAACAAAGUCCACCAAUUGCUGAGGAAGAGAAGCAAGCUGAAAGGUACAAAGGUCGAUGUCAGCGGGCAUCUGACAACAUGCAAGAAAGCACAAUACUUCAGGAAGCAGGGGAAAAUUCAAGACACUUGGAGCAGCAACUGCAAAAUCAACAACAAGUUUAAUGAAGUACUUCUAAUCAAAGGCAUCAAGGGACUGGACAAAUAUUGAAGAUGACAUCAAGGAAAUCAGACUUCAUGCAGCUGGAAGUCACAGUCGUCCGUGUUUUUUUAUGCACUUUGUUUUAUUCCCUAAUGAACAAUCAUUCCUAUUUUCACAUUUUUGAAUUUGUAUUUAUUCCUUUUGCGUAACACUGCAACGUUUAUAGUGCCAUUAUUUAUUGCUUUGCUUUUUGAUAUGUUUUCCAACACCUUCCUUUCUUUCCACACAGGAAGUGAACCAAAAGUAAAUAACAAAAUAAAGGCGAAAAUGAAAUAUUGUAAGUGUCAACAUGUAAAAUAUAUGGUGUGAAUGACAUCAAAGCCAUCUUAUUGGAUUUAUUGGAUUGCUGUUAAUGCAAAAAAAAAAAAAAAAAUCACAAUUAAUGUUUUUGGGGAAAGUGAAUCUUAAUCGUAAACUGUCCUGGAUAAGGUAAAUAAAUGAAAACUAAUUACCUUCGUGCUUGUUUGGGUCAGACUGAUGUCCCUAUUCUAGUCCAUUGUCAGCUGAAGGUCCAGGAGUCAUGUGGCACGGCUACCUUCGACCAGUGAAGUGCAGCGCAGAGCACGACAGCUAGAGCCACGUACAUAAAAAAUGAUUUGCCCUUUACUUUUAAUUAAUGUAGUCCUUUCCUUCGCUUGUUUUGCCUUUUUUUGCAGAAGAUGUAGCUUUUUCUUUUUGAAAAGGUUACAUUUGGUAGACAGAGGAAGUGUUUUAUGAGAGGGAAAUUAGCUUUCAGCCUUUAGGAAGACCGUUUUAACAUUUUAAAACGCAUGUGCAGCUUUAGAAUUGAAUACGAUGAUAAUUUCAAUGCUGGGACUCAACAAUCAGUUCAUCAU